AACCAUGGUGGAAAUUAUGUGGCUCGGACAGGCUUGCUUCUACAUUCGUUGCAACGGAACGAGUGUGGUGCUGGAUCCCUACUUCCAGCAGGAGAAGUGCCCCAACCCCAUUCCUGAAUGUGUUUAUGAGGCUGAUUGGCUUCUGGUCUCUCAUGCUCACCACGACCACAUCGAUGACGCCUUCCCCUUGAUGAGAAGAAACCCCAAGAUGCGAACGAACCUCAGCGUCGAGCUUGGUGAGUACUUCUGCUGCAACGGCUUCGAAGACCGUGUGCGCAAGAUGAACAAGGGUGCCACCGUUCCCAUGUCGGGAGGUUUCAAGGUUGCCUUUGUGCAUGCUGAGCACUCUUCCGGAAUGCGCACUGAGGAUGGCAGCUACGUCGGCGGAGAGGCCAACAGCUUCAUUCUGUUCACUCCCGAUAACCAUGUGAUCUACUUCACUGGUGACACUGCUCUUCAUGGAGACAUGGCGCUCAUCAACGAGUACUACAAGCCCGAUAUUGCUCUGAUGUGCAUGGGAGGAGACUUCGCGAUGGGUCCUAGCGAGGCUGCGUUCGCUGUGAACCGCUUCUUCACGCACGCGAAGACGGUGGUGCCGAUGCACUACGGAACGCAGGGAUGCCCCGGUACUCCUGAGGAGAUGAAGGCGGAGCUGAAGAGAGACGACGUGAACUUCCUGGUCGUGGAGCCUGGCAAGAUGUACACCUUGUAAAGGAGCGAUUGUAUGACUGAU
Messenger RNA from Blastocystis hominis, 733 nucleotides. RefSeq lists its product as hypothetical. NCBI's taxonomy places the organism in Eukaryota, Bigyra, Opalinata, Blastocystidae. The transcript has 4 exons. The record is from RefSeq and is a predicted model, not a curated record. Bases 17 to 712 code for a protein of 231 amino acids.